Ruditapes philippinarum (Manila clam) is the source of this 2267-nucleotide messenger RNA. Its product is annotated as protein draper-like. Gene Ontology annotation, molecular function: scavenger receptor activity. The transcript is spliced from 9 exons. Bases 1 to 1155 code for a protein of 384 amino acids. The record is from RefSeq and is a predicted model, not a curated record. Lineage: Eukaryota; Metazoa; Mollusca; Bivalvia; Venerida; Veneridae.
AUGAACCAAUAUGUAGUUGUGUGUGACCAUCGAAGAUUUGGUGUAAACUGUUCAUCUGUAUGUAACUGUCGUGAUAAUACAAGUUGUAAUUCUAUAACUGGACAUUGUAAGACUGGUUUAUGCGAUCCAGGCUGGCUUGGCCUCAGCUGUGACAAAGGCGGAAAUCUGAUUCGGAGGAUAAGGCACCAGGUUAGCACACAAAUGUCUUCAGAAGCCAAAAGCACUAACUCGACAUUUGCUGUUGAUGGACAACUAGGCCCUGAUCCGGAUAAAUGUCAAUGUUGUAGUAUAACAAAUAAUUCACCGUUAUCUUGGUGGUUGUUAGAUCUAGGGAAACGAUAUCCGCUGAAAAGCAUAGUAAUUUUUGGAAGGAACAACGAGGAUUCGUAUCAACAACUAAAAGGCUUCAAACUUCUUCUUUUUAAUAACACCGCUGAUGAUAAACCUGAAAUGGUCUUGUCCAAUGACUCCCUACAUACGAUCGAAGAAAAUAGAUAUGAGCUAACAUUGAAUAAUACUUUAGCAAGAUAUAUUAAAAUAGAAAGACCGGGCGUUCUAACACUUUGCGAAGUUAUUGUUAUUGAAGGAAAUUGCAUUGAUGGGACAUUUGGAAAGGAAUGUGUACAAUUCUGUCACUGUGCUGAUAAUAAGCCCUGCCAGACAAUACAUGGUUACUGUCAAUCACCAAUUUGUAAACUUGGUUGGAUGGGCAAGUCAUGUAAUGAAAGCUGCUCUGAGAGCACGUUCGGUGAAGAAUGCAAACAAGUGUGUUAUUGUGAGGAGAGCACUUGUAGCAGCGACUAUGGUAUUUGUCCUGGUAAAUGCAGAUAUGGAUAUCGUGGUGUACAUUGUAACAUAGAGGGUAUAGAAGAAAUAGAAGCAGCUAAGACAGCGGUUCAUUCAUCUUCUGUCGUUAUCGGAGGCUCAGUUGCUGGCGGUGUUGUAGUGAUUGGCAUUUUGUUGUUGUUGGUUGUUCUUAUAUAUAAACAAAGGAUGCAACGAGUCAAACGGAAUGAAAGUGAAAACUACUACAAAACAAUCCAUCGCAAUAUGGCACAAGUAGAUGAUGAGACAACUUACGAUACAAUUGACAUUUCACACGAUAAUCAAGACCAACAGAACGAAGAAGAUAAUGUGCGUGUUACAGGAUUAUGACAUUUCAAUCACAGAUUCAAACUUUUAGAUAUUAGAUAUAUAUGUUCGUAUUAUAUUGUGAUUUUGUUUGUCCAUACUUGAAGUAUGUUCAACCGUAAAGUUGAAAUAAUUUAGUAUUUAGAGUGUGUUUGACAAAAACAAGGGAAGAAUUAUAUGUACGGAUGAGGUACAUGGCAUGCCUGUAUAGAGUAGAUGAUUAAUUGUUCUUAAACAAAGUAUUAUAUUUCAUCAUAUGAAUGUUAGUCAAAAUCAAUAACAGUUCUUUAUUUUGUAAGAAUUAUUUUGAUGGAACAUUGAAAUAAUAAAUUUCUUUUUCAUCAAUAUUUGACUAAUACUUGAAAUAUAUACAUGUACUUAUGAAAAAUGUGCUCAUUGGACCGAUGGUCUCUGGAUUGCGGUCUUUUAAAUUUAUAUGUAUAUAGACAGAUAUUUUUAAGCGAAGACAAGUUUUGGGAUAUUAGCACAAGUUCUGUUUUGAAUAUGUAUAGAAUAUAUAAAAUAUUCAAUUGAAUAUGAAAAUAACUUUGACGCAUUACCAAAGAAAUUACAUACAGUUUUAUUAAAAACUUACAAUUUAAUUACAACUUUUGAGAAUACAAACAGGGAGGUAUACGCGUAAUACUUUACUAAGAAACCAGCGUUAUUGUUUAUUUUGCAACAAAAAAGAGAUAUAAUAGAUGAAGUCAACUUUGUAUAUGUCAUUGUUAAUUACAGAUAAGGCUUAUACACAAAUAGAUUGAACGGUUUUAUUAUGCCAUCUCAUCUGUGUUUAAAUUGCAUGAAUUGUUUACUUUUUCAAAUACAUGUGUACAAAUGAUAUCGCUAUCUUUUGCAAAUAUAUAAAAAGAGGCAUUUGUAAUCUGAAAUUCAUUUCUAGAUAAUAUGACAUACGUAAUAAAAUGUUGUAAUACUUAUUACCUUACUUGUCGUGUAUUUAUAAUAAUGUAAAAUAAAUGAAUAGAUUUUUCAAAUUUUUCUACGUAGGUGACAUGCUUUUUGCUCAUGUUUACCCAUUAAGAUGAUACACUUAUGUAUAAUCCUAAUAAAAAGUUUUUCUGUUCUUUAAGCGGUUAAGUAAAAAUAGAUUGAAAGAAAUUAAUAUUCAAAGGGAA